AAUCAGACAUGCUUGCAAGUUGCAGAACAUCCAAUUGGGUUAAACUCCUACAUUGAGCCCAUAAGUCAUCUGCUAAAUGAUGGUGGAUUGAAUGUUGUUCGCAUCGUAGGGAUAUAUGGCCCAGGUGGAAUAGGGAACUGAUGCAGUUCAAGGUAUUUGAUUAAACUUGCAAAAACAUAGAGGGAAAGACCAGUUGACGACUGCAGGAUUUUCUAAAAUGCCUAAUCUUAAAUUACUCAAAGUUGAUGGUGGAUUGGACACCCUCAAGAUAGAUGUGGAACCUUCUCAUCAAAAGUGUUUCAGAUACUUAGUUUGGGUUAGUUGGAUCAAAUUCCCUUUCGAUUAUAUACCAAAGAAUUUUGAAAUGGGGAACCUUGCUAUUCUUGACAUGCCAAUGAGCAAUCUCAAAGAAGUUUGGAAGGGAACUAAGUGUCUCGAAAAGUUAAAGGAGCUCAGUCUUAUUAAUUCUAUCUACCUAACCUGUACACCGGAUUUUUCAAUGCUCCCGAAUCUUGAGAAACUGAUUCUUAGUGGUUGUAUAAGUUUGGUUGAAGUCCAUGAAAGUAUUGGACGACUUCAAAAACUUGUCAAGCUGGAUCUAAGUCGAUGCCACGGUCUCAAGAAUCUUCCGAUCAAUGGUAAAAGUAAAUUGGCGUCGCUUGAAACACUUGAUAUUACUCAUUGCCAAGAACUUAACAAAUUGCCAAAGCAAAUGAGGGACUUGAUUUCAUCUAAUGGUUUAUGUUCCUUAAAGGAAGUAUUUUUGGAAGGUUGCAGUCUUACAAAUGAUGAUAUACCUGAUGAGUUUUGGAUGUUAUACUCUUUGGAGUCAUUGAAUCUAUCUUGGAACUAUUUUGAGAGCCUUCCAUCUGGCAUUGGCUAGCUUUCAAAACUUCAAACUUUGGAUGCGAGUACUCGUGGAAGACUCAAAUCAUUCUCAAUGCUUCCAUCAAGUUUGUGUUCUAUUGAUGCAUCAAAGUGCUAGGAGUUGUAAAGAUUACCAAAUUUGUCAAACUUGAGACACCUAACGAUGCUCUGUCUUUCAUGGUGUAAAAUGCUUACUGAAAUUGAGGGCUUAGAGGGUUUGAUAUCUGCAGAAAGCAUAGAAUUAGUCAAGUGUGUCAAUUUGAAAACUUGUGAGAAGAAAAUAUUUCAGGUCCCCUUCUCUCUAUCUCUCUCUUCAUUUUUUUUUUUUUUUUAAUAACAUAUGAUUUGAAUGGUUCCAUGGACAGGACAUAUCUGAAGACAUUGGCACUCGUGACAUCGUCUGUGACAUCUUCAUUAAUGGGGAAGAGAUUCCGGAUGAGUGGUUUGGGUUUCAAAGUGAGGAGGGGUCAAAGGAUUCAUUAUCUUGUCAGGUUCCUCUCAUCCUCAGCUUCCUAAUAUGGGGGGGAUUCAAGGUUUGAUCAUAUGCUUAGUGUUUAUUGAGGUCAGAAAUCGAUUUUUUCCAUCGUUUAUGUGGCCGGUAAAGGUUGUAGUUGAUAAUAAAUCAAAGAAUUUUACAUGGAGCCGCACCCUUCGAAUUCCAAUUUGCAGUGAAGAAAGUACUUCUUGGGUAAUCAACAUGAGAAUGAGAAUGUAUUGAAGGAGAAUUCUCAAGCAUCAUCCCCGGAAAAUUCCCACCCAGCAUCCCAAAGCAUGCAUCAAUGUUUUGGAUUCCUGGGAUCGUUUGGGAAACUUUUGCAAUAUUUUGGAUAGCUUUCGAGAUAUUUGCAACUUGCAAGAUCCAUCAGGUGAUCCACAUCCAUAUCUGUCUCUCUCUCUUUUAUAAUUUUAUAUUUUUCUCUCCUCAUUAAACAUGUGAGUCUCACUAUAUAUGUAUUCCAUCCUUUCUUCAAACUUAGCCCGCUUUAUUCUUACAUUUUGAUUUUGUAUUUCUAAUUUCUUACCCUUUUCUAUCACAGUACCCCACCUUUCUUCCUCGACAACAAAUUCACCUCCUCCAAUUUGAAAUUGAUAUUGAUGGACAUGACAUGAGAAUCUGGUGCAUAAUUGUUAAUUGCCAUGUACAGGAUGAAUGGUAGCAUACCAGAGGAAGCAAAAGGUGUAAAAGCAGCAAAAGCUUUGGGUCUACAUUGAACAAUAUAUUUCUAUCUGAUUGCGGAGGCCUGAUAGAUCAUCUGAAUCAACCGAACUUCAGCGCAUAGAGCCAUGGAGGAUGGCUUUCAUUUUCUUUGUCAAGAAAAAUCUUUUCUAUGCUAUUCUUCUUAUUCCGGUUGUGCUUUUAGUAAUCUUCUUUUUUUCUUUAUGGGAGAGGGAUAGGUAUGCCGCCGAUAUCAAGUAUG
Messenger RNA from Macadamia integrifolia, 2285 nucleotides. RefSeq names its product disease resistance protein RPV1-like. Lineage: Eukaryota; Viridiplantae; Streptophyta; Magnoliopsida; Proteales; Proteaceae. The record is from RefSeq and is a predicted model, not a curated record. The transcript is spliced from 3 exons. Gene Ontology annotation, biological process: defense response. The coding region runs from base 218 to 883 and encodes 221 amino acids. Gene Ontology annotation, molecular function: protein binding.